AUACAUGACAUGAUUGUGUUGUGUUGCGUUGUGUGCAACUAAGUGCAAGGGUGAAAACUGAGAAAGGAAGAGAAGGAGAGAAAUGAGCAUCACAUCGACGGUAGCGUACGUUGCUCGACGCGCGGCCCAGAAGGAGAGGGUGCGGAUCCUCUACCGCCGUGCCCUCAAAGACACUCUCAACUGGGCCGUUCAUCGUCACCUCUUCUACGACGAUGCUUCAAGACUCCGCGAAAGGUUCGAGGAAAACAGACACGUGGAAGACCUUGAUACCAUUGAUAGGAUGAUAGAUGAUGCUGAAGCAACCUACAAUAAGUUUCGCCAUCCUGAUCCUUAUAUAGUUCCUUGGGCUCCUGGUGGUUCCAAGUUCACUCGCAACCCAGCUCCACCUCAAGGGAUUGGGAUAGUUUAUGAUUUUGGCCUUGAAGAAUAAGAUCUCUGAAACCUGAAUUUUUUUACUUGCAAUAAAUAAAGGUUUGCAAUCAGAUUGUGGAUUAAAUCACCUUCAUUUACUCUUAUGUGAUGAGUAUAAAUUGAUACAGAUUGAGUUCAUGCUAAUGUUGAUAAAAUUUGAUCGCACGCCAUGUCUUCAGUGAUGGUCAACCCUUGAAUCAGAUGGUUCCUGUAAACAUUGAAUGUUUUGAUACUGUCUUUGGUACUUGUUAGUGCUGAGUUCGGAGUUCUUUAUUAACAAAACUAGUUUCAUAAAU
Messenger RNA from Gastrolobium bilobum, 707 nucleotides. Its product is annotated as NADH dehydrogenase [ubiquinone] 1 beta subcomplex subunit 9. The record is from RefSeq and is a predicted model, not a curated record. Bases 83 to 430 code for a protein of 115 amino acids. The transcript has 5 exons. Gene Ontology annotation, biological process: mitochondrial electron transport, NADH to ubiquinone. Lineage: Eukaryota; Viridiplantae; Streptophyta; Magnoliopsida; Fabales; Fabaceae.